Molecule: messenger RNA, 2390 nt
Organism: Drosophila ficusphila
Lineage: Eukaryota; Metazoa; Arthropoda; Insecta; Diptera; Drosophilidae
Source: RefSeq, a predicted model, not a curated record
GUUGAAUAAAAUAUAAAGCCAUAACAACAAAAGGUGAAACAUGGAAGAGCUCAAGCAAAGAAUUGGGCGACUCAAAUUGGCGGAUGACCUGAAGCAAAAACAGGUAAUCCAGGAUCGCCUGCUGCAGAGGAUUCUGUACUCCAAGCGCCUGCUGGUGGACCAUGUGGAGGCACUUGAGCAAUGUUUGCAGGAGUUGCAGGCAUCCUCGAAACCCGGCCGGCAAUUGCUAACCACGAGGAACGCCUGUCUGAUUGUGGGCAGCACUCUCGUGGAGCACCUAAACCCCCGGGGAAUCCGAUACACGAUGGUUCCAUCCAUUCUGCUGACAGGAACCUUUGCCGCUUUGUGCGCCGUUAAGACAGUGUUUGUUUGCCGAAACAAAAUUGUAGAGCGGAAGUUAGAGCAACUGGUUAAAACCAUCGAUGAAUUUGGCAACUGUAUCCGGCGGAAUAUGACGUACUUUCAGGAGAUCAUCAUCAUGAAGCAGGCGGAGCUGAUAGAAUCCCGCCAAAUAGAGCGUGCCUGGGAUUGCAUAACGGCUGCCAAAGAGGUAACCGAGAUCCUUUACGAUGCCACCCGCAAACUGGAGACGGAUUAUCCCCUGCCGGCAAAAUACGGAUCCUAUUAUGCACCCAUGGAGGAGCUGCGAGAGUGCGAGUACUUCAAAAACAAUGUCACGGAUUACAGUCCUAAACACAUAAAGGAUUUCCACAAUAUCUUCGCCUAUGUGCAGUCACAAUACCUGCUCCGGCUGGCCCUCACCAUCACCACUCGUCCCUCGAUCUCCCAGCUGAGCGACGACCUCGUGAAGAUCGACUGCCUGGUGCGGCAGUUGGUGCAGGAGGAGGAGCAGCACUUCAGCAACCUGGCGCUGGCCAUGCAGAACAGGAAGCAGAUGGAACUGGCCGAGUUGAAUGCCACCAAAACGGAGCAGCAAAGAAGCGGACCAAUUGCCGUACUGCAGCAUUCCUCGCUGAAACUCAGUGCUUGCAUGGUGGCCGUGGCCGGAGAAUGCCAAGCUCUAGAUGUGACCCUUCAGCAACUGACGGCCACCGAAGCGGCGAACAGGAACAACUCCAAAGAACUGGUGGCUGUGGCCAACAACAUGCAUGGCAUUGAAAAUGCCCUCGCCGUUUGCUGUGAUGAUUUCCAACGCUUGAUGCUGGUUUACAACAAGUUCCUGCACAGCCAGCUGAACUUGGAGGGCGAGUUGCCGAAACCCAAACAGGAACUGGAUGAUGAGUUCCCCGAGAGCAUUCUGCGGGUGGAGUUCUCGCAGAAUGUGGAUGCGCCGCAGCAGAAGGACGACUUUUAUGCGUAUAUGUACGAUGAAAACGAGGAGCAACAGUUCGAGGCAGAGCAGCAUGCUCCGUUCCCAUCGCCCGAAAAGGAACUGCUGAACUUUGAAAAGCGCAUCACCAAGGGUAAAUUCAAGCCUGUGCUCAAACAGCUCAAGGAUCGCAUUGAUCCCAUUCGGCAGGUGAUGCUGGAGAAGGAACGGGAAGUCCUGGCCUCCAAGGGCAUAAAUGUGGACGAGCUCUUUGGUAAAAUCGAAAACAUAGAGCAGCAGCAGGAGGACAACCGACUGGCGGAUGCCAAACGAUCUCCUGCCUCCGAUUCUUCCUCCAAUUCGGAUUCAGAUUCAGCAAAUGAGGAGGCCUUCAAGCGACGCAGCAAACAGCACAAGGAGCGUGAUAACUUUGCCGAGAUGCGGCAAUUUCUGGCCCAAAAGCAGGCCAUCAACCUGUUUAAGCUACCACCACCAACUGUUGCCGCCGCCGAGGAGGAGCUGCUCGAAAGUGAAUGCUAGUUCACCAUUCGUUGGUUCGUCACAUGCCCACUAUCUCCGCUGCUCUGGGUAUUAUCUGUUUAAGCUAUAUCGUUUAUCUAGCCAACUGGGGAGAUAAAACGCUCGCCAAGCGACGCCUCUUCACCCGGAAAACUCAUAUCCUGCCUUUCGAUCGUUCCUUUGUUUGUGUUGACUAGACUUUUUUUAUUCCACACUGUUGCAAGCAUAAAAUAAAAGUUUUUGAGAAGUCAUAUAGAAACCCAAAGGCCUUACCUCACUAUAAUCUUUUUCCACACUUAUUCUGUAUAUGUGAAAGUUAAACUCAUUUAAGAAGAGUUUUUUAUUUAAAAUAUCCCUCAUGGAAAAAAACCUAAAUUAAUUUCAAAUGGUGUAGACAACUUAUAUUUAAUUAAAAAACAAAAGGAAGCCCUUUAUUUUGAAAUACAUUUGUAAAACAGCCUGGAAACUUAGUUUAUAUAACCCAGUAAAAUGUUAUUUGUACUUUUAAUUUCCCACACAAAAAUUUAGAAAAGUAAAACCUUAAAAAACCUUUAACUUUAAAUUAAUCACUCGUUUUCAAAUAUAUUCAAGCGCUAAUUUA